This is a messenger RNA of Penicillium canescens, 498 nucleotides long. RefSeq lists its product as uncharacterized. The transcript has a single exon. The record is from RefSeq and is a predicted model, not a curated record. Bases 1 to 498 code for a protein of 165 amino acids. NCBI's taxonomy places the organism in Eukaryota, Fungi, Ascomycota, Eurotiomycetes, Eurotiales, Aspergillaceae.
AUGGAAACCUUGAACCCUCAAAUGUUUAUUGGGAACCACCAUCAAUCAAUACCAAUCCCAGAGACACUCCACUCGCUCCCCGGAGGGCAUGUUGCUGUCCUGGCGGGCGACGAGCUCCCACCUCCACGUGGUGCCCGCUGGGAACUCUCAGAGCAACAGUUUGGCUGUCUCCGAGUGCCAGGAGGAGCUCAACAACGCGAUCUUCCCCCUUUUCACGACACGCUGACGCGCCGAAAGCCGAGUCUCCGAACCUCACGAAACACCCAACAUCACAGAACCAGUACCAAAGAGGAAGUCGUGCCCCCUCACACGUACGCCCCUACGACGGAGAAUGGACUUUGUCACUCCAUUUAUCCCGCCCGACAAUUGUUUACGGUGCCGGAUCUCGAAGAUUACGCGAUGCGGAAGCGAAGCGGAAGGCCGGAUAUGAUCAACACAACGCAGUCAGAACAAUCACAAGAACCUAGGCCCAAGAACGACGAACACACUCUGCUCUGA